CUGACAGGCCGACAGUGAAAGUCAUAAGCUGAUUUUUAAAUAUUAUCGGCCGUUCUUUUUGGAAGUGGAUCAACAUGUCUUUCUCCUGGGCUUGAUGCCAUAUGUAUCUUAAUUCCGUCUGCUAAAGGAAGGUAUCUCAACAUGAUCCCCUGAAGGAAAUAACAGCAAGAACUGGAUUCGAUUCUCCUUCGCAGAAAUGGCUUUUCAGCGCUCUGCUUCCAACAGCAUGGAAAGCACCACACCUCACAUCAGGAUAGAGGACGAGUCUGUGAUUAAGCAAUUCUACAAGUUUGAACAAAAUCUGGGAAAGGGCAGCUUUGGGGUUGUUAUCCAAGCCACUCACAUUCCGACAAGUACAAAAUGGGCCAUUAAAAUACUGAACAAGGAAAAGGCUGGAAGCUCUGGAGUCCGAAUGCUGGAGAGGGAAGUCGCUAUCCUGAAGAUGGUGAACCACAAUCACAUCAUUCAACUAGAGGAAGUCUAUGAAACAUCAAGGAAGGUCUACCUUGUCAUUGAGUUCUGUGAACUUGGGGAGUUGAAAGGAAUUGUGGCCAAGAAAGGUCACUUGAACGAGCCCGAAACCAAACACAUCAUCUCUAGCUUGGCUAGUGCUAUAUUUUACCUACACAAAAACGGUAUUGUACACAGAGAUCUGAAACUGGAAAACAUCUUGGUGAAAAGUAAUGAUAAUGCAGAUGACAAUGACCUAAAACUAAAUAUCAAAGUGACUGACUUCGGCUUAUCUGUUUUAAGGGAUGGCGCUGGUGUUGGGGGGAAAUCAAUGCUGCAGGACACAUGUGGCACACCUUUGUAUAUGGCCCCAGAAAUUAUGAAUAACUACGACUACAGCCAGCAAUGUGACAUUUGGAGUAUUGGUAUUAUUAUGUACACUCUGUUGUGUGGCCAAGCCCCGUUCACAGCUAAAUCUCAGGAAAAACUUUAUGAAGAAAUAAGAAAAGGGGAACUGGAUUUUUCUCAUUCUUGUCUGAAGUCCAUUAGCGAGAGUGCUCACUGUGUUUUAAAGGGACUGCUGAUAGUGGAUCCAGCCCACAGAAUGACAGCUAGUGAACUACUAGAUCACCAUUGGAUAACUGGAGAACCGAGCAGCAGAGAACGGCCUAAGAAUGUAUUGGAAAUGAUGAAGCAAUGGAAACAGGAAAUCAGUCGGGAGAAUGAGGAAGGCCAGGAUCAAGAGAACGGAGUCAGUGAAGAGAAAGACAAUUUGACCAUUUCAAAAGCAGAUCCUGAGACAAACAUCUGCUCAAAGAAGCUAGCCACAUCUGUUGCAAAGUCAACAGGUGCGUGUGGACAGAAACGGUACUCCUUUGACAGUGCACCUUUAAGGAUAACAGCUGCUUCGAAACAAGCCUCAGCCUCGAACAGGAAAGCGAGAAGGAAGUCUGAAUCUGCGGCUAAUUCAAGACUAUUUAAAUUGUCCGGGCCCAAUCCUCUGGUUAAAAGAUGACAUGUGUAUAAUUGGUAAAAUGUACCGACAGGUUCCUCGGAGAACAGUUUUCCAAGAUGAAAACAUUAUUUAAAAGGAUUUGGCAGCAUUAUUUUAGUACUGAAUUGUUAGGAUUAUCAACUCGAGGUAUCUUUCUGUGACAAAUUUCUAUCUCCGCAUACAACUCUUUCUAACACAAGAGAUUGAUGCAUACGGUUCUUUUCCUCUCAUCGUUUGCAGCUGACUUCUCAGCUGCCGCAUGAGAGAACCUUCAAUUCCCUACGUGGUAGUUUUGUUUGUCGAUAAGCAGUUCACCAUCUUGUGUGUCGUCCUGGUGUAACCUACCUCAAUUGAUCCAAACACUUUGUCACCUCUUCCCCCCCCACCCCCCCCAACAUCCAAUUUGGUU
Messenger RNA from Callorhinchus milii (elephant shark), 1853 nucleotides. RefSeq names its product serine/threonine-protein kinase 33. Gene Ontology annotation, molecular function: protein kinase activity; ATP binding. NCBI's taxonomy places the organism in Eukaryota, Metazoa, Chordata, Chondrichthyes, Chimaeriformes, Callorhinchidae. The coding region runs from base 197 to 1465 and encodes 422 amino acids. The transcript is spliced from 13 exons. The record is from RefSeq and is a predicted model, not a curated record. Gene Ontology annotation, biological process: protein phosphorylation.